CUGUCCGACUGAAAUCGAUUCGACGUGACCUGUGUGCCUCACCAUGGAAUCAUCUCCUCGCGAAGAUUCUAUUUCUGGCUUCGUCACAUGUCUGUGAAAUGGGUUGAUGGUUUCGAAGUCCAGGGGGUUUGAGAAGAGCCUCAUGCUUGAGCUGCAUCGGUGAUGCUCUUCGGUGUCGAUGUCAAUGCAUUCUUUGGCGUAGAAGCCCUCAUUCGUCCCAAGGGGAUCCCCGUCGGAGGAGUCCACUGGCAGUAUUAUGAGCGAUUGGCCGAGGGAUAGAAGUGGGUGUCUUCGCGGUAGCGCAACAGGACGAGGAGCAAUCCGAUCAAUCCUCUUUCCGUCGAAUGCGAAUAGGUCCCUUGAUCUCAUCCACGGCAACAUCCCUCCCAACAACCUCGCCCCUUUGCAAAAUCUCGCACGCUCCAUCCUCCCUCAUCUCCGCGGCCAACUGGCGAAUAUCGGACAUGGCAUCUCGCCACUCUUGAUAGCCCAGUUCGCUCAACUCCUCACGAGUCAGUGCACGCGCCACCUCAGACGGACAAAAGGUCUUGGGCGGCUGUCGCUUGUGCAAGAAAUCGGCGAGAUGUCGUGCCAACGCCAUCUGUGGAACGCGAACUACUGCGUGCAAGACCAGAAGCAGAGCAUGGCCGCAGCGGAGUGGGUGGUUGGUGGAUGUUGUGCGACUGCAAGACGGUGCACGUUUAGGUUGAUGGAAAUAGGUUUCAUCUACUUCAUUCAGCUCCGCAAGUGGCCUAGCGCUAGGCUGAAACGUUGGUGCGCUUCUAGCCGUGGGGAUCGGCGACGAGAAAGAAGCUUCGACAGUAUACCGUCGUCUCGCAUUCACCUCUCGCAGCGGUUGAUGCAAGAGAUGGAGCCGACUAGCGCUCGUUGACGCCGUUCUCAGUCGACCAUCUGACACUGCUCACUCGCCUAUACAGCUAGGCGAC
Molecule: messenger RNA, 947 nt
Organism: Neohortaea acidophila
Lineage: Eukaryota; Fungi; Ascomycota; Dothideomycetes; Mycosphaerellales; Teratosphaeriaceae
Exons: 1
Coding region: 257-892 (211 amino acids)
Source: RefSeq, a predicted model, not a curated record